AUGGCUCGCCGAGCCGAUUGGGAUGUCGACGAUUUCGAAAUGCUUCCCAAUCCAUCGAGAAUAAAUAUACCGCAAACGUUCGAAAUCAUUAGUGACGACGGUUUCGAGAUCGUUACGAAUGAAAACAAGUCAAUAGAUAGGCAUUCUACGACUUCAGCUAUCGAGCAACCAAUCGAAUCCUUCGAUGAGGUUAAACCUCAAACUUCUCCUUAUGUUCGCUACGGUUCUGCAGCGAGUAUUCCUUGUACAAAUAGCUUUGAUUAUAAAUCAAUCCUUACUUCCAAAUCGAUCGUACCGUCAAAUAAUCUAAUGGAUUUCAUCCGUGCUGAUCAAUCAACAAAAUGUUCGUUCAUCAAUAAUGACCUCAAUGACGUUCUCAGCAAUUAUACUCGCGAUCGUGAAAACCUUGUUCGCUUAGCAAAACAACGGCAAGAUGAAUUUAUUAAAGCAAUGCGCCUUGAUUAA
Messenger RNA from Adineta ricciae, 465 nucleotides. The record is from the annotation of a GenBank genome assembly. Lineage: Eukaryota; Metazoa; Rotifera; Eurotatoria; Adinetida; Adinetidae.